Anneissia japonica is the source of this 4397-nucleotide messenger RNA. RefSeq lists its product as uncharacterized. Gene Ontology annotation, biological process: cell surface receptor signaling pathway; G protein-coupled receptor signaling pathway. The coding region runs from base 333 to 4253 and encodes 1306 amino acids. Gene Ontology annotation, molecular function: G protein-coupled receptor activity. The record is from RefSeq and is a predicted model, not a curated record. The transcript has 29 exons. Gene Ontology annotation, cellular component: membrane. Lineage: Eukaryota; Metazoa; Echinodermata; Crinoidea; Comatulida; Comatulidae.
CAACAAUAGUUGGGGGAACAGUGUACCAUUCUACAUUGCAAUAUGAAGACUUUCAAAGCGCCGUAAAUUUAUGUGAAACAGAUUACGGCGGAAAUCUACCCAUUAUUAGGACAUUAGAAGACUACGCACGUCUUACCGCCUUACAAGAAUUACAUAUUUUUUGGUUAGCUUUGAAUGAUAGAGAAUACGAGGGAAGAUUUGUAUGGACCACGUGCAAUGGAAGCUACCCAUUAAAUACCGAAUCUUUUGAUGUGUGGUAUCCCAAUGACCCUAAUGGCUUCAAUGACGAGAACUGUGUGGCUGUAUAUAACAGGCAAUUCCAAUGGGUUGAUAUGGCAUGUACAGAGAAAAAUCAAGUUGUGUGUGAGAAAGAUUUUGAAAUUUCGUCUGUCGUCAGCGACAAUAUUUACUACUAUUUAUCCGGAAACAUGACGUUUUCUGAGGCACACAUAGCGUGUAAGAAUAUAGGUGCCGAUUUGCCGGUCAUCACAAGCAAAGAAAAAAACGAUGCAUUCCAUUUUACUGAUUUUUCGUUUUGGUUGGCAUUGAACGAUAACGACACAGAUAGCAAUUACGUUUGGUCCACACGUAUUGGGGACUAUCCAGUAAAGGAACAUGAUUUUACGGCUUUUCCAGCUUGGAACUCACUUGACUCAGAUAACUGUGUGAUAUAUUUUUACGGUGUUUGGAGUCACGUAAACUGUGAAGAUAAAAGACUUGUGGUGUGCGAGAGGGAGUCUUGCACUGAUCAUCUUGGGGUUGAAGAUGGAACAAUUCCUUCCGAGCGACUUACUGCAUCUACCGAGUUUAGUCCAUAUUACGGUGCUCAUCGCGGACGUCUCAACAUAGCAGCAGAUGGUAAUUUGAAAGGAGCAUGGUCGGCUAAGUCCAAUGACAGUGAUCCGUGGAUUCAAGCCGAUCUGGGUUCUUUGUCAAAAAUAACGGGGGUGAUCACACAAGGACGAGAAGAUGCCAGUGAAUGGGUGACAUCAUUCGAAGUUCUCUACAGUAUUGAUGGUGAACAGUUUGAAACAAUCAUGAACUCUAAUGGUGAAAUUGAAGUGUUUACUGGGAACUCGGAUAGAAACACUUCCGUGGAAAAUAUGUUCCAUGUUCCUGUCUACGCUAUGGUCAUUCGAAUUUCUCCGAUCAGUUGGUCACAAAAUAUAAGUAUGAGAUUUGAAGUUGUUGGAUGCUCAGGCACAGUUCAAGAACAGCCGACCACAAACUCUGAUGCAUCUUUAUCUGUUAUACAAAGUAUACUUAAAUUCAGUUCAGAGUCCUGCGUUGGCCCUCUUGGGGUUGAAGAUGGAACAAUUCCUUCAGAACAACUGACUGCAUCCUCCGAACUUAACUCAUUCUUCGGACCAGAUAACUGGCGACUCAACACUGCUUCAACACCCGGUCAAUUUGGAGCAUGGUCAGCUGCAGUCUACGACCAAAAUCAAUGGAUUCAAGCCGACCUGGGUUCUUUGUUAAUGGUAACUGGAGCGACUACACAAGGUAGAGAUGGGAGUGGUCAGUGGGUGACGUCAUAUAAAGUUCAUUACAGUUUUGAUGGUGAAAAUUUCAAAACAAUUUUGAACGCUAGCGGUCAAGCUGCAGUGUUUACUGGGAACUCGGAUGGGAAUACUGCCGUAACAAAUAUGUUCCAUAUUCCUGUCUACGCGCAAUACAUCCGAAUUAAUCCAAUCAGUUGGAUGCAUCGUAUAUGUAUGAGAUUUGAGGUUAUUGGAUGUUCAGAUCCUUGUAUUGACCCUCUUGGGGUUGAAGAUGGAAGAAUUUCAUCAACACAACUGACAGCGUCAAGUGAAUAUAGCCCAGCUCAUGCGCCAGACCGUGGUCGACUCAACAGCAAAGCAGAAGAAGGGUUAAAAGGAGGAUGGGCCGCUGCAAUCAACGACCAAAAUCAAUGGAUUCAAGCCGACCUGGGUUUUGUGUUUAAGGUAACUGGAGUGAUUACACAAGGAAGACGCGAGCACUCUCAAUGGGUGAAGUCCUUUGAAGUUCUUCACAGUAUUCAUGGUGACAACUUCGAAACAAUCCUGAACGCUACCAAUCAGGUUGCAGUGUUUACUGGAAACUCGGAUGGGUUCACUAAGGUGACAAACCUUUUCCACGUUCCUGUUUACGCUAAAUUCAUACGAAUCCAUCCGAUCAGUUACGAAACUAGGAUUAGCAUGCGGUUUGAAGUGCUUGGUUGUUCAGCAAAUUUGAUUCAGCUUGUCGAUGGUAAUAACACCUGGGAAGGACGGCUGGAAAUUAUGUGGUAUAGGACUGAAUGCAAUGAUGAUGGAAAUAUGUCUGUGUGCAAGUAUAUUUGGGAACGGGGUACUGUAUGUAACAAUUAUUUUGAUGAAGCAGCUGGAGACGUUACGUGCCGAUCACUGGGUUACGACGGACUAUUGUUUUAUGGUGAUUUUGGACAAGGUAAUGGUCCUAUCUGGUUCGACUCCGUGCGAUGUAAUGGCAGUGAAACUUAUAUGUGGGACUGUGGUUUAAGCUUAGUUGAAAACAAUUGCAGUCAUGCCGAGGACGUGGGAGUUGCAUGUGACAUAACAAAAGCCACAACUGUUUCUCAAACUCACAGGCAUGACACUAUUAACACAUAUAGCUAUUUACUGAGUGACGUUGCAAACAUAUUUUCUCCUUCUGACGAUUUGGAAGAAUUGCAAGCAUUAUACGAGUUGGAACACAUGUUACUGGAAACUGAAUGGAACUCAUCUUUGGAGACUAUUAUUGAUUUUUCAAGGGAAAUCCAGAAUGUAUCAUUAUUGCUAUUUUCAUCGGAUUCGGUCAAGACGACAGAAGAUACGUUUAAGAUUGUAUCAAUGAAUGAAUUCUUAUUCAAACUAGUGGGCUCAAAUUUGCCUGAAAAUAUUGGAAUUGAUCUUACCUCAGAUCAUCAAUCUGUACAUGUACAGAAGUUAUCAUCGACUAAUACCAAGUUUGAAUUUGACAUCCAAGGUGGAGAAAAUUGUGAAAGGUGUAGUGUGUCUCUCUCUUUUAUGCCUCCAAUUGAUGACUUUACUAUUUUCGUCAUCAUAUAUCAAGACCUUCCACUAUUUGUUGGAACCGCCGAUAUCACGACGUCGGCUGCUAAUGAGAUUGAGGACAGUCUCAUUUUCGCGUCUGGAAUUCUGACUAUCACCCUCUACGACUUAUCUCUUCAGAAGAUACCGAUAUCUGUAAAUUUCACCAUUCAUCAUUUGGAGAAUGUAACGGAAGAUAUAUAUUCUGGAGGACUUAUAACCCAAUGCGCUUUUUGGCAUGAAGAAGAUAAGGUGUGGUCUGAGACCGGUUGCCAAACUGUGCACGAACAAGAUUCACCCAACUCGACAAAAUGUGUCUGUGAUCACACUACGAGCUACGCUCUACUAGUAGGAAAUGACGUGAUUUCAACUACGAAUCGGGCAAUAUCGAUGUUGACUACAAUCCUUUGUUGUUGUUCUGUUUGUUGCUUGAUUGUAAUGUUGUUGAUCUACGUGUCCUUUGAGGCUUUGAGGAAUUCUGAGAAAAAUCACAUCCACAAAAAUUUACUGGUGGCACUGUUCCUUGCGCAGGUGUUGUUUUUGACUGCCGUAGAGAACACGUCGAGUAAGGGAGUAUGUACUGUAGUUGCCGUUGUUCUCCACUACUUGUAUCUCUCUGUUUUUACCUGGAUGACUAUCGAAGGUUUAAACUUGUACUUAAAGAUAGUACGUGUUUUCAACUCAGAUCUUUUGAGCAUGCGUGCAUAUAUGGUGAUAGGUUGGGGUGUUCCUAUUCUUAUUGUUGCGAUUGCAGUCACUUGCAACAUCGAAGGGUAUGGCAUGAUCAACGGUGAGGAGCAGUACAUAUGCUGGAUAGACAUUAAGAGUCCCCUUUUGUAUGCAUUCAUUGUUCCUGUGUUUAUUGCAGUGCUGGUAAAUAGUGUUGUAUCGAUAUUCGUUUGGCGAAUAAUUUACUUAAAAACCGACAGUAACAACAGAUGGAAAGAUGCAAGAUCGUCUUUGAAAGGCGUGAUUAUGCUGUCACCCAUUCUUGGGUUGCCGUGGAUAUUCGGUUUGUUUGCUCGAAAUUCGAGUGUUGCCAUAGGAACUAUUUUCACCGUUUGCAAUGCUCCACAAGGGGUGUUUCUCUUUUUCACGCACUGCCUGUUUAGUAAUGAGGUGAGAACGGCAAUGAAGAUGCAUUGGUCCAAGAGAAAGGCUCGGUUUAGUGUUCAGCCGCAAACAAAAAGUUCAAACGUACUGCCUUCCGAACAGAAUUAGGCACGGACCAAGAACGUUUGAUCCCCAAGUUACCAUUCUGUACUUAAGUACAGUUCCGAAUUGAGGAAUUCAAAAUAGUGGGGCCCAAGUUACAGUGUCGGCGCCAGCGGGGGUGGGGGGGGGGCAGCAGGAACUUAAGCCCCC